UCAUGCCUCCUCACCAACCCACCCAAAAUAAACUAAGGCCUGGACCCCACUGGCCGGCGGUCGGAAAACUUUUGGCAUGGAAAGCCAAUUUCGGACCCCACCAGGCCGCCGGGAGGUGGCUUGGAAAGAUGCGAACGUGUUUUGUAGACCCCACUGUCGUCCUGGAAAGCACGGCGGGCGUGAUUCUACUCGGUCGGCGGCUGGAAAAGUCCCCGCCAGGAUGCGGCAUUCCUUUUCCAAAGUCGGCUUUUCUAACUGGAUGUGCGUGUUUCCGUGCAACGGCGCCCAUUCAGUCAUCCACGUUCCAUGGAGCAUACGGCGGGCAGUUCAGUGAGCACAUGCACGUCGGUAGUGUGCAUGGAGGUCCGCCGGCAGGGGAGUUGCACCAGCUGGACUCAUACGGUGUUGGUGACCAUGUUGUGCACGGACAUCAGCCUUCCGACGUGUAUGGAGGAAGGCCAUGUGCACAAGGUCCGACCAGCCGUGCAGGUUUCGGCAUGGCGCCACGGUCCACACAGUCCAUGGGCAUGGGUGGCAGGCCAUGGUCUCCACAAUGUGGGCAGAGCCCGGGCCGAUUGGUCGGGGUGAGGGUUUCCCCGUCUCCAGCACUCGGUGAUGAUGGAGAGAGUACCUGGACCCGGCUGGACCCAAGGCCGGUGUCCCCCGACACGCGCAUGGACCCGCCUUACGAUGAAGGUGUCGGCGGUUCUGAAGCAGGCGACGAUGACGACGUUGUGGAGCAAGGAAGUGUCGAUCCCGUGGGCGAUCAAAGCGAUGUGCUGAACAGUGGUGGAGCGGGCGAGGCGGGUAACAGACGGUCUACGAACUCUCGUCCGCCUGCUCCGAAGAAACAGAAUGUACCGUGGACGUUGGAUGAGCAGAUAAAGCUAGCGAUGUUGAUGGGUGAGGAUGAUGCCCUGAUGGCAGAUGCUCACGGGCAACACCAGGACUGCAGGAAGAAAUGGUCGAACAUGCUGCAGACGACGAAGCUCAUCGUCGAGAAAUGUGAAGCAUCUGGCCAGCCGUCGUAUUGGGAUCUGUCAUUGGAGGAGCGAAAGGAGAAGAAUCUUCCACUGUCCUUUGAGAAGGCAUUGUGGGACGCUAUGCAGUGGCAGCUAGAUCCACCGUCGAUGAAGUGCGACAAAACAAUGGCUUCGGAGAACCUAAUGGGGGGGAGUGGAAGCGCAUCGAUGAGUGGUGGAUCGGAGGAGAGGUGUGCUAACGAAUCGGAUAGUGCUGCAAACAUCCGGCGAACGGACAAGGUGAAGGCGAGGAGGGAGGAGGCGAGUACCGUUGCCACGCUGUUGAGCAGGGCCAUGGAGGAUUCCACUCGGUCUUACUGCGAUGGCCUCGACAAAGCGGUCAGUAGCCUGGCGAAAGCCACCGCAGACGUCGGCUCUGCAAUUGCCUAUCGGAUAGGAGACGUGGCUGAAGCGAUGCGAGAUGGUAAUAGUGUCCUCGAGUUGCUGGUGGGGGAUGGCUACCACGCUCGGCACUUCGACUUCGCGGACGGCGUCACACGGCGGUCAUUCCGUUUCUACGACGUGGAUGUUGAUGGGAUCCCGGCGCUGAAAAUGGAGGUCGGCCUCAGGUUCUUCGGGAAUCUCCUCGGGCAUGUUCUCAUCCACGUCAGGAAGGUCGGCCGAAUCUGCAUGGGGAGAUACGAUGACGAUGAUGAUGAUGAUGAUGAUGAUGAUGAUGGUGAUGAUGAUGAUGAUGAUGAUGAUGAUGAUGAUGAUGACGACGAUGACGACGAAGACGACGAUUGCGACGACGAUGAUUGUCAUCAGGAGACAGUCGAUGGUGACAUAGGUGACGAAGAUGAUGACGAUGACGAUGACGAUGAUGAUGAUGAUGAUGAUGAUGAUGAUGAUGAUGUUGAUGAUGAUGAUGAUGAUGAUGAUGAUGAUGAUGAUGAUGACGAUGACGAUGAUGAUGGUGAUGAUAAUGAGGAUGAUGAUGCCGUCCACGCGGGUGAAUCCUUCCUGUGCAGGAAGCAAUCAAUGCCUGCGCGGACGCCGUCCAGUUUACUGACUUUAAUUCAAAUUGUCCGCGUCACGUCUGUGAAAAAACGCGAGGAAUAACAUUUCUGUUUUCUCGGUAUCAAUUCUCCGACAUCAAUCAGGUUUUCCGUGUCAUGUUUUUGUGUGCUCACAUGGGAAUGCCUGCGAAUGUU
Messenger RNA from Chara braunii, 2176 nucleotides. The record is from the annotation of a GenBank genome assembly. Lineage: Eukaryota; Viridiplantae; Streptophyta; Charophyceae; Charales; Characeae.